Messenger RNA from Acanthocheilonema viteae, 1503 nucleotides. NCBI's taxonomy places the organism in Eukaryota, Metazoa, Nematoda, Chromadorea, Rhabditida, Onchocercidae. The record is from the annotation of a GenBank genome assembly.
AUGAAUGGAAGCUGUUGUACAAAGGAAAUAGAAACAAUUAUGCUUAAUAUGAUGAAAGAAGAAUUGGCGACAGUUUAUCAGAAUAGAAUUAUCGCACUGAAGCAAUCACUUAAUUAUCACUAUGAACUCUUCGAUAAGCAGUACAAUGAGGGAAUCGAUGCAUCGAGAAAGCAGUUGCACGUAAUAUUCACCCGAACAUACGGACCACUUUAUCAAUCAAAUGCGCAGAUCUUUGACAAACUUUUCGAGGAUUUGCGAGAAUUCUACAAAGAACAAAGUUAUAUUUCUAUAAAACCUAUGUUAGAUCGAUUUUUCUUCGAUCUUUUCCGAACUUUGCUGCUCAUUCUCAAUCCAACGGUUAAAAGUGAAAUUAGGGAAGAUAAUUCUGAUUGCUCGAAAAAUUCUCUUGUAUUACAAGCAUUCGGUGAUAUACCAUUGAAAAUGAUUCGGCAGCUUGAAAGAAGUCUGGGAGCUGCGAGGUCAUUAACUCAUGCUCUAAAGUCAUCAUGUGAUAUUCUUCAGGAUAUUAUACAGAAGGAACUGCCAACUGAUUGUCAAAUCACAGCAACCCAAAUGAAAUACUGCGUGCAUUGCUUGCCGACAGCUGAAAGGAUAACAAUUAGCAAAUCGUUGAAACCAUGCCAAAUGUAUUAAGCUUUGACGAAAUUGGCGACACGUCUACGUGGGCCAUAUAACACGAUGGCUGUCCUAAUUCCACUUGCGGUGCAAAUCUCUGAAAGUAUUAUGAUAUUUCAGGAAAAGGCUUCAGUAAUAUCUUCCAGGAUUUCACGCAAAUGUUUGCGGAAAGAUAGUGGACAGUCAUUAAAACACGAGAUUGCAACAUUCAAAACAUCAUCGGAACCAUUGCCCGAUUUUCCUGCUGCCCUAUCAAAUGCUCAAUCACAGUUGCUGACCUCGUUUAUCGGAAAGCUAGAAGAAUCUCGAGGAUUCUGGAAAAUUGGUCCACGACUUUCUUGUGUCAAUUCCACCUGGUCAGUUGCAAUAAGUGACAACACUUGUUGGGAUGGAAAAAAAGUAGUAAACAAUUUGGAGACUGUAACUGAAAUGUCCGAUGAUGGUAUUGGAUCAAAUUUUACAACGAGUGUGUUUUUAACUGAGAGAUUGAAAUUGCUAAUGCUUUCGAAUCGACUGCUGGAUAGUUACGAAGGAAGACAGCUAUUUAAUGAAAGUAUUGAUGCUGAUGUCGAAGCGAGCGGUAACGGCGAUUCCUACCAUUCUAUUGAUGAUGAAGAUGGGGAUGAAUUUCGAGAUGAAGGAAGCGGAUCUGAAGAAAAUCUGACAGUGGUAGUCGACGUUGCAAGUUCUCAUCGAGAUACCACAGGACCAUUAGCUACUGAAGAAUCUGACUUGCAAAGUAGCAGCACAAGCGCAUCUGAGCCAAGCGUAACGUUGAAAGUACCAGAUGUCGAGAUCGUAAAAAUUUCUUCUCAUAAGCCAUUUCCUUAUAUAUUAUAUUUCUUGACUAUGUUUCAUAUUUUAUAA